Molecule: messenger RNA, 2227 nt
Organism: Diprion similis
Lineage: Eukaryota; Metazoa; Arthropoda; Insecta; Hymenoptera; Diprionidae
Product: ATP-binding cassette sub-family G member 1-like
Exons: 11
Coding region: 312-2210 (632 amino acids)
Cellular component (GO): plasma membrane
Molecular function (GO): ATP binding; ATP hydrolysis activity; ABC-type transporter activity
Source: RefSeq, a predicted model, not a curated record
UCUAACUGUCGUUCCCGGCACUGCGUCCAAGACAAAACGUUCCGUGCAAAUCACUGUAGAAGAGUGCGGUGGGCAGUGAAAUCCGCGAUGGCAUAACGGCUCAAGUGCAAAAGAUCUUUCAUCCAUCGUUGUCACGUGGAGAUAUCCGUGGAAGGAAAAACUUUUCGAUCAACUCAAGCUGACAAUUCACCGAUAAAUUUGAUAAACGGAUUAGACCCAAUCCACCACGAAGACUCUGAGGCUUCUUUCGAAAAGGAUGACAACCGGUUAACGCGGGAACGAGGAAACGCAGGCAAGGAUCAUCGAUCAUCAUGAACUCUGUGCAGCCGGUUGAAGGUGGUACCUGUCCGAUUUUGAGGCUUGAUGACGACGGCAAGUUGCUGGAUGUUGAGGCCGGCAACCCGUCGACCUCCAGACUUGUCAUCGAAUUCGCUAAUUUGAGCUACGCGGUUGAUUGUGGCACAGGUUCUCAGAAGCAGAAGGAAAUUCUUUGCUCAGUAACCGGACAUUUUCGACCUGGUCGUUUAACCGCCAUCAUCGGGCCUUCAGGUGCUGGGAAGACUACGCUCUUGAGCAUAAUUUCUGGCCUAAGAGUCCCUAAACUCAAGGGAACGAUUACAAUUAAUGGCGUCGAGAGAAACAGGGAAGUCUUUCGAAGACAGGUUUGCUACAUACCGCAGGAUUUUGCACUAUUGCCCUUGCUUACGGUACGCGAGACUCUCCAAAUCGCUGCUGACCUGAAACUUGGAUCUCCUCAUACGGACGCCUAUAGAAGACGUGCGGUAAUCGAUAUUGCUAGCAAGCUGGGACUUUUACCAAGUUUAGAUACAGCUGCAGGUAAUCUGAGCGGUGGUGAACGAAAAAGACUGUCCAUUGGAGUAGAGUUGAUAACUAACCCACCCGUAAUGCUGUUAGAUGAACCUACGAGCGGAUUAGAUAGCGCAGCAUCAGGCCAGGUGAUUGCCCUGCUGCACUCACUUGCCGAGGCAGGUCGGACUGUGGUUUGCACCGUCCACCAGCCUGGCAGUCACAUGAUAUCCUUGUUCGAUGACAUCGUCGUCUUGUCUCGGGGACAAAUAAUGUACUGUGGAUCGCGAUACGACAUUCUCGAUACCUUUGCAAAGGCUGGUCAUGCUUGUCCUCAGCUCUGCAACCUCGCCGAAUUCGUACUGGAAGUAGUUUCAACACACAAGGAAAAUUUGACAAGAUUGCGAGAAGUCAGUAAGGAGAAAUAUGAGGCAACAAGAUUUCAACUGGAAUCUACUCGUGCUACUCCAGUCAAACACCAAGCAUCGAAUGGCUCCGGGCUACCGCCAGGUUAUUUUAACGAGGAUGAGGAGGAUGAAAUUUCGCCGAUGAGGCUUUAUCCAGUGUCCCAGUGCAAGCAAUUCUUCAUCCUUUUCAAAAGAGCGAUGAUCUGUACACGAAGAGACAAUAUGUUAACAAGACUCAGAAUCGUUGCUCAUGUGAUGGUCGGACUUCUGGUUGGCAUUGUAUUCUAUGACUUUGGUAGCGACGCUGCCAGAUUCCAAAGCAACAACGCUUGCAUUUUUACUUGUCUGUUGUUUUUGUUCUUCGGUAACGCCAUGCCAGCUGUACAGAUGUUUCCAAUCGAAGCUGCAGUAUUUCUCCGAGAACACAUGAACAACUGGUACUCCUUGCAAUCGUACUAUAUAGCAAAAGUUUUAGCAGAUAUUCAAGUGCAGGUCCUCUGUCCAACCUGCUUUCUCAUCUUUGCCUAUUGGCUAACGGGGCAGCCCCUUGAAUUCGACCGGAUAUGGCGUGUCUGGCUCAUCUGUGUUCUGGUGACAAUGCUCGCCCAGUCUUUUGGCAUUGCUGCUGGAGCUGCUUGCGGCUCACAGGUAGGCGUUUUCGUUGUACCAGCGUUGAACAUCCCGAUGUUUUUGUUUGCUGGAUUUUUCCUUAGACUUGGGGAAGUUUCGGCCUAUCUUCGCCCCAUUUGUAGCAUCAGCUACUUCCGAUACGCUUUUGAGGGAGUACUUCAGGCGUUGUACGGGAAUUCUCGUAAAAAUUUGCCCUGUUCGGAAGUUUUUUGUCCUAUUCGUUUACCGGCAAAAAUUCUCUCAAAUUUGGGUAUGCCGACGGCACCAUUCUACGUUCUGACUCUGGCUUUGACUCUGUGGAUCUUCGCACUGCACAUUUCCGUUUAUGCAGUACUUCGCUGGAAAUUGUAUCGUGCCACUAAAUAAAAUUUGCUAAGCAUAAA